GCUUUUCCCAUCUGCCUAACGGGCUCUACCCGUCGUACAUUCCCCUGAGCCACCUCGAGCCCCCCAGCGCCGGCAGUCCUCUCCUGGCCCAGCUGGGUCAGCACAGCCUCUUCGAGUCACAAAAAGAUGGGUUCUACCUGUCCGGCCAUGCGGGCCAGUCUGCUUUGCACCCGCAGCCUCCUCUGUCGAGGACCGCGGGCAACCACACGCCGAGCACUCUGCUCCGGGAGAAGGACCUUGGGCAGCUGCACAAGAGCUCGAAAGAAGGCCUGAAAGACCCUGGCGCGAAGGAGCGGACAUGCCGGGGCGAUCUGUCCCUGCCCUUUGCCAAGAAGGAGGGCAAGCCGAAGGAGGAGCCCCGGCCCCGCAGCGUGGUAGACCUCACGCAGGACACCAAGCCCGACAGCGACCGGAAAGUGAGCGUGGUGGAGAAGGCGGUGAAGGUCGGCGAGCGUCUCUCGCCGUUCCUGGCUGAGCACAUGCCAAAUCGGGGCACGAGUGGUGGGGAACCCAAGUCCAAGAACCCGCUGCAGAGCUCUUCCCUCAGCAACUGCAACGGCGGCGGGGACCCAAUGCUGAAGGUCCUGGGUGCCGAGCAGGACCGCUGUGCCAAGGAUCCCGCUCGGCACGAUGAGAACAUGAGGCCUUCUGCGCACGCCCAUGCUGAGCGGCUGAAGCGGGGGGAGCCCCUCCUGCCCUCCGUGGGUGCUUUGCACGUCUCCUGCAGCUGCCCGUCCCCGCACCCCUCGCAGCCGGGGAAGAUGACGCCGGCCACGACAUUCCCUCCGCAGCCCGUCCAUUCCAGCAUGUACACCAUCUUCCCGCCGGCCAAGGAGCUGGGGAGGGAGCACAAAGUCAUCGCCCCCACCUUUGUGCCUUCGGUCGAAGCCUACGACGAGAGGAGCGGGCCCAUCCAAAUCGCCUCGCAGGCCCGCGACAACAAGGCAAAAGACAAGGACCUCGGCAAGGUGGGGGUGCUGCAGUCACCCACGGAGCGGUGCCUCGCGGACGCCUCCCGCACGCUCUUGUCCCAGGACUUUUCUUGCCACAGCGAUGCCAAAAGGAUGGAGGCUCUGAGGGAGAAGGGCUCGGUGAUCAGGGCGAACUCCAUGGCGCUGAAGAGACAGGUCGCUUCGGAGCCCUUCCUCAAUCGACCGGGGCUGGGCUCUCCGGAGAGCAGGGAGUUCCUGGCUUCCAAGGACUUGCUGAAGCCGAGCCCGGAGGCAGAGCAUCGCCCCUGCGAGCGGGACCGCUUCCAGCGAUCCAGCUCCAAAGAAGCGGCGAAGGUCUAUGGCACUUUGGACUCCUCCCGGCAGCACCUGGACCACAGUCAGCUGAAACCGCCUGAGCAGAAGUGGAAGCCCUUUGAGAUGGGCAACUUUGCCACCACGCAGAUGGCAGUGCUGGCCGCGCAGCACAACCACGUCACCCGGGCGGAGGAGGAAGCCAAGAAGGUCUACCUUGACCCCAGUGGCUUGCCACGGUCCUCGGUGGUGGGCUCACGGGGUGCUGCGGAUGUCCUCCACCCCGCCUCCCACGGUGAAGGGUCGGCCAUGCAGAGCCUUAUCAAGUACAGCGGCAGCUUUGCCAAGGAGACUGCGUCCCGGCAGAGCUGCGGCAAGAAGAGCCCCUUUGGCGGCUUGGGCAACAUGAAGUUGGACUCUUCGCAGUUGGGUGCCUCCAAAGUGCAGCAGCUGCUGUCGCAGCAGCCAGCGAAGCAGCUGAAGAGGGACCCUGAGAGACCCGAGAGUGCCAAAUCCUUUGGCCGUGAGAGCAUCGGCUCCCAGGGCGAGGUCGAGGUGAGGCAUUUGCCUGUCGGCAUCGCCGUGGCCGUGGCCCGGCAGAAGGACAACGUCAGCAGCAGCAGCAGCAUCUAACUGGGGCCCAGCUUGGCGGAUCGGGAUCGCUCGCUGUCUCUCAGCAGCAUCAAAGGGCACGGACGCUCGGAAGACGAUUGCGGGGAUGAGAGGAGCCGCCACCGGGACAGCCACCUCCUGGCAGGGCGCUUGGAGCGGGAUCAGGAGAAGCUGCUCAGAGAGAGCAAGGAGCUGGCAGAUUUUGCCCGGAUACACCCCUCCGGCUGUGCCACGAACGGUUUGAACUCCAACCUCAUGGUGACGGGAGGCCCAACCUUGACAGGCUCUGGGCGCUGGUCUGCAGACCCGGCUUCGCACUUGGCAGCCCACCCCUGGCUCCCCAGGACGGGGAGCCCCUCCAUGUGGCUGGCCGGCCAUCCCUACGGACUCGGUCACCCUUCCCUGCACCAGGGCAUGACUCCAGGCUUCCCCCCUGCCAUGGGGGGAGCUCUCCCUUCUGCCUACCAGUUUGCCAGAGACCCGCAGUCGGGGCAGCUUGUUGUGAUCCCCAGUGAGCACUUGCCACACUUCGCGGAGCUGAUGGACCGGGCACCCCCACUGUGGCCCGCUAUGUACCCCCCGACCAGGAGCUCCCUCCAGCACGCUCACCAGCUCCAGCUCCUCUCCCAUCAGCAGCUGCUGCGGCAGCACGAGCUGUACAUUCUGCAGCAGCAAGCAGCUCACGCCAUGGAGCUACAGAGGAGUGCCCAGCUUGUGGAGAGGUUGAAGGCGAACGAGCAGCGUGCAGAUAUGGAAGAGAAGGUGACGAAACGGAGCCUGGACAGUGCCAAAUCAGGCCUUUCCUCCUCUGCCCCGGGAUUGGUGCACCGAAAACCACCCGUGCUGUCUCCCAGCGCCUCCACAUCCUACAGCAAGGCUGUGAGUCCACCUCCCCUCUCUCCCAGGGCCUCACCCGUGUCUGUGCUCAAAGCUGAGGUGAUCCAAAAGAUGGAGGAGCCACCUUCGCAGCCAGCCUACUCCUACCCCGCCACCCCCAGCUCCCAUCCUUCCAGCCCGCCCCCCGCCUCUCCACCCCCUGCCCCUGCCAUCCCUCCAAAGGAAGAGGCGCCCGAGACCGUGGAGAAGAAAGACCUGGAGCUGGAAAAAGAGGCUGCUGGUCCGUAUCAGGCCUUGUUCCCAGAGAUCCCCCCAGGAUAUCCAUUCCAGUCCCUGCCUCCCUCCUUUGGAAGACAUUAUCCCUACCUCCUCCAGCCCACCGCAGCAUCUGAUGCGGAUGGCCUGGCUCCUGACGUCCCAUUGCCUGCUGAAGGCUCUGAGCACAUGGAGCUUUCCCCAGAGGUCAAGCCCAUCCACCUGUCUCCGUCCAAAAUGCUAGAGCCCAUCCAAGCAGCAGCAGAAGAGGAGUCCUUGGAAGACAGGGUGAAAUCAGAGGUGCAGAUGGAGGAAAGCCAAGAAGGCAUCUGUGAGCAGGACAUGGGGACUCUGAACAUCACCACCUCUGCAGCCGUCCCAGUACAGAAUGUGGACAAUUGCAAUCUCCUGUUGCAUCAAGGUGAAGCUCUGGGUGCUAUGGAGCAAGACCAGGAAGACCUCCAGAGCUGCCCACCUCCUUACCAGGUUGUGGCCUGCCCUGCAGAAGCAGAGGCUCAGGCAGAGACUGGGAGUGGAGCAGAAACCUGCUCUGUGCACAUGGACUACGACGGUUCGCUUGUGCACACGGAAAACGAGCCGCCCGAGAUGGACUUGACGCCCCAGCGGGAGGAGGCCUCUGUAGCCAUGGAUCUGCAGAGCACUGAUGUGCCCCGGGGGAGGGAGUUUCCCAGCCUGCCCCCUGAGGAGGGGGAGCAGGGGCCAGAGAUCCCUUCCUACACAGAAGAGGCAGUCUCUUGCCAAAUCCCAGCUCUGGACAUCAAGCCGGGUGACCCGCUGGCUGGAAUGAACGCUUUGGUGGCUGCCACAGAAAUGCCUCAGGCUUGUUCCUUGUUGACUACCACCAGCGUCACUCCAUCCCAGAUGAAGGUGGAGGUGUUACCUGAUCAGGCCUUGGAGCACUCCUUCCUGCAAGGGAUCACUUUGCUGAGUGAAAUUGCAGAGAUGGAGCUGGAGAAAAGGAAGCAAGAAAUACAAACAGGUCCAGAGAGUUUCCCUGUCCGGCCAACGCUGGAGAGUUUGCUGGCUGCCAGCACCCACAUGCUCAUGGAAGUACUUUCCACCCCCUUUAUGGAAAGUCUGAAAACCAUCCGGCUGCCUCGAGAGCUGAAUCCCAACAAAAAGUACAGCUGGAUGCAGAAGAAAGAUGAACCCAUGUACUCCAUCAAAUCAGCCAUCGAGAACAUGGAUGCAAUGGAGCUGGACUACAGAAUGAGGCUGGCAGAGCUGCAGCGCCGGUACAAGGAGAAGCAGCGGGAGCUGGUGAAGCUGCAGCGCCGCAGGGACUCUGAGGAAAAGCAUGACGAGAAAAGUAGAAGCUUGGCGAGAAGAGGCCCUGGAAGGCCCAGGAAGAGGAAACUUGGAUCAAGCGCUCUGUCACCCAUUAAGGAGAGAGGGAAGAGUGACAGCAAGAGUGGAAAACUGAGCAAGUCCUUGUUGCUCUCCGAAGACUCUGAGACUGGUGAGGGCAUGAAGAAGAGGCACAAAGGGGCCCUCCCGGAGGAGGACGAGGAUUUGGAGAGCGGCAGUGGCAAGAUGAAAGGGAGGAACCAGAGCUGGGAAGAGCACGAUGCGGCUCCCAGCUUCUCAAAUGAGUUAAAGCUCAAGAAGAAGAAAGUACCGUCGGAUCAAGAGCAGCUGGCCAGCAAGCUUGACAAGGCCCUGUCGCUCACCAAACAAGACAAGCUCAAAUCCCCCUUCAAGUUUGCCGACAGCACUGGGGGAAAGCAGAAAACUAGUGGAGGUGGCAGCAGGUACCUCCCACCCCAUGAGGCUCUGCCGAGCAAGGAGGAGAAGAAGAGCCUGGCCAAGAACCUGGGCCUGUCACUGAAAACCACCAAGGAAGGUAAAAACAAAGUGGCUGCCAAAAUGAAGAAGAUGGAGGUGGGGUUAAAAGUCAAAAAUCAGCUCAAGGUUUCCCAUUCACCAGCAAUAUCUGAAGUUAGCAGCUACUCCUAUAGUAAGUAA
Messenger RNA from Fulmarus glacialis (Northern fulmar), 4934 nucleotides. RefSeq names its product trinucleotide repeat containing 18 (gene TNRC18). The transcript has 13 exons. The annotation marks the transcript as partial. NCBI's taxonomy places the organism in Eukaryota, Metazoa, Chordata, Aves, Procellariiformes, Procellariidae. The record is from RefSeq and is a predicted model, not a curated record.